Engraulis encrasicolus (European anchovy) is the source of this 3604-nucleotide messenger RNA. It is a transcript of the gene nampt1, whose product is annotated as nicotinamide phosphoribosyltransferase 1. The record is from RefSeq and is a predicted model, not a curated record. Bases 111 to 1586 code for a protein of 491 amino acids. NCBI's taxonomy places the organism in Eukaryota, Metazoa, Chordata, Actinopteri, Clupeiformes, Engraulidae. Gene Ontology annotation, molecular function: nicotinamide phosphoribosyltransferase activity. The transcript is spliced from 11 exons. Gene Ontology annotation, biological process: NAD+ biosynthetic process.
CCGCCUCCCAGUAUUUCUUCUCCCUUUUCAACGACGGAGCUUGGUUGUGAGUCCCCGGUACCGAGCGGAGAACAACAGAAUUGACAGCCGUGACUCUAGUCAAGGGGAAGAUGGAGCACAGAGAUUCCGACUUUAAUAUAUUAUUAGCCACCGAUUCAUAUAAGGUCACACAUUACAAGCAGUAUCCUCCGAACACUAGCAAAGUGUACUCCUACUUCGAGUGUCGUGAGAAGAAGACUGAACCCAGCAAGGCCAGGAAAGUCAAGUAUGAGAAGACGGUGUUCUACGGCCUGCAGUACAUUCUCCACAAAUACUUAAAAGGGAAGGUGGUGACUCCAGCGAAGAUCCAGGAAGCCAAGGAGGUCUACAGGGAACACUUUCAGGAUGACGUCUUCAACGAGAAGGGCUGGAACUACAUCUUGGAGAAGUACCAAGGACACCUGCCCAUCGAGAUCAAGGCCGUGCCAGAGGGCAGCGUAAUACCUCGCGGGAAUGUCCUCUUCACUGUGGAAAGCACAGACCCAGAGUGUUACUGGCUCACCAACUGGGUUGAGACUAUCCUCGUCCAGAGCUGGUACCCCAUCACUGUGGCAACCAACUCGCGGGAACAGAAGAAGAUCUUGGCCAAAUACCUGAUGGAGACGUCUGGGAACCUGGAGGGCCUCGCCUACAAACUCCACGACUUUGGCUACAGAGGCGUGUCUUCGCAAGAGACGGCUGGGAUCGGUGCCUCGGCACACUUGGUAAACUUCAAGGGAACGGACACCGUGGCCGGAAUCGGAGUGAUCAAGAAAUACUACGGAACCAAGGACCCUGUUCCGGGGUUCUCUGUACCAGCCGCAGAGCACAGCACCAUCACUGCCUGGGGGAAGGACCACGAGAAGGACGCCUUUGAGCACAUCAUCAAGCAGUUCCCGUCGGUGCCCGUGUCCAUCGUCAGCGACAGCUACGACAUCUACAACGCCUGCGAGAAGAUCUGGGGCGAGGACCUGCGGUACCUGAUUGAGAAGCGCAGCCCCGACGCACCGCUGGUGGUCAGGCCCGACUCCGGCAACCCCCUGGAUACGGUGUUGAAGGUGCUGGAGAUCUUGGGCAAGAAGUUUCCUCCCAAGGAGAACUCCAAAGGCUACAAAGUGCUUCCUCCAUACAUCCGGGUCAUCCAGGGAGAUGGUGUGGACAUCAACACUCUGCAAGAGAUCGUGGAGGGCAUGAAGCAGCACAAGUGGAGCAUUGAGAACAUCGCCUUUGGCUCCGGGGGCGCCCUCCUGCAGAAGCUCACCAGGGACCUCCUCAACUGCUGCUUCAAGUGCAGCUAUGUGGUGACCAACGGCCUGGGGGUGAAUGUGUUCAAGGAUCCCGUGGCCGACCCCAACAAGAGGUCCAAGAAGGGGCGGUUGUCGCUGCACAGGACGCCGAGCGGAGACUUCGUCACCCUGGAGGAGGGCAAGGGGGAGCUGGAGGAGUACGGAGUGGAUUUGCUGCACACAGUGUUCCAGAACGGCAAGAUUGUAAAGACGUACACCUUCGACGAGGUGCGAGAAAACGCCAAGCUGACGGACAGCGAUCUGGAGGACCUGGCUCACUGAGGAGAGGCCGACACAAGUCACCCGUCGCCCAUCCUCCCAGCGUCCUUGCGUAACCUCCACAAUCUCCACUCCCCUCCAAACCUUCCUCCCUAUACAGUAACUACCGCCCCACCCCACCCCACGCCACUACAAUCCCAAGUCGGGUUUUCUCCCAUCACCCACCUUCUGCCCUAUUGUAUCCUUCAAACUCCCUAACCCUCCUCAUUCCACGUGUUGCUAACCCCCCCCUGCACCAAUCACACACCCCCCUAUCAUUAUACACAACCCCUCCUCUUCCACUAUAGCACUGUUCUCCAUAGGGGGGGUCGAGAGAGCCCCUGCCUCCUUUUCCACUCCCCCAGUAGCUGAGGAUUGGAGGAUGAGGGAAGGAUGGGAGAGUGGAGGUAGUGAACGAAUGUGUGAGUCAGUGAAUGUGUGAGUGAAUGAGAAAGGGAGGGGGGUGGGCAAUCAGAAAGAAAAGAGGGAGGGAGGGAGGUGAAGACGGGAGGAAGAACAAAUAGGCGAGAUGUUGCCACGCUGUACCCUGUUGUUCUGUGUACAGAGCUGUUUCUGUCUGUCGAUUUCCAGAAUCUGCUAAGCUUUGAUGUCUCUUUCUGAAUGGAGGAAAAAAAAGUAUAUAUAUGAAAUCAUGAUACCAUGGUAUACAAAUCAUUUAAAUGCAGUAAUGUAACUGUGUAUUUGACCAAGCAUCGCUAACGAUUACACAUCUUUGCGGGAAAGUAGAUAUAUGUGUAUAUUGAAGAGAGUUUUGAGAUUUUAUUUUCUUUCUCUUUUUUUUUUGGUUGUAGAACUGGAUGAUAGUGGUUUAGUGUCUGUUCGAGUGUGGAUGUUUGUGUAUGCAGAUACUUUUUAAAGGAAAACAAUUGUAUCAAAGGAACCGUGUUCCUUAUGCAAAAGAAACGGACUGAUUACAUGGUAAUCAGCAAAAAUGACAAGUCCUGUCAGCCUUUUCGAGGAACCGUACAGCUUUUAUUUCUCCCCCCCUUUCCCUCUUGCAGAUAAAUAGUGAGUUACCAUGCAAGCAGCUGCAAACAUUGCUGAAGUACUCCAGGAAACAAACAAACAAAAAAAAAUGGUGUAAUCAAAGAUAUCGGUGGCAACGACAAUGCCGCCUGUUUUUUCUCCCUUCGUUUCUGAUUUUUUUUUUAAUUCUUGUUGUUACUACUAGUACUACUAUUAUGAUUUGUAUAAGUACUACUUGUCAUCCGCGUUUUCUCUCAGUGAGAAAACCGAUGGAUAAUGCCAUUAAAUAUGGUGAGCAUAUUAGGCUUGGCUUGUUUUUGCUAUUUUGUAAUAUUUCAUUGUUUCAAACUCCAGAAAUCAUUAUUUUUUAUGACGGAAGAAUACUAUUUGUCAGAGCUUAUUGCGUUGAAAUAUCCAUACUUAACAAUAAUGUGGCCAAAAUGCCUUCUCUCUUGUGUACAACAUAUUGUAUGUUUAUGAAAGGGAGCUGGUCGGUUAGACGGUAAUAGAUUAUAUUGUUAUUAUUUUUGUCUAUUGCCCAUUUUAUACCAACAGAUUUUGCCUACCUUCUAAGUUCUAGUGUGACUAGUAUUGUGUGGUCAAGUCUCUAGUGCGUGUGUGUGUGUGUGUGUGGAUGAGUAUGUAUGUAUAUGGGUACGUUUGCACUGUCUAGACUGAAUCUCUAAUUGUUGCAUUUGUUAUAAUUAUAUAUUUUUUGUUGCUAUUUUUAAUGUAUUAUGUCGUUUGUUCUGUUUUUUUUUCUCUCUCUCUCUUUUCCUGACUCUUCCUCUGAAACUUUACCUAAUAUAACGAUUGCAGUGUUGUCAACAUUUAAGAAGAAGAAAAAAGAACGAUUAGACCCAUAUUUACCAAACUGUUUUUGAGAAUUUAAAAAGGUGAAUGCAUUCCCCUUUUUUAGCUGCUGUAAAAGUAAAUUAAAGAUUUCGCAGUGCACUAGCAUUCAAUCUGAUAGUAAAUUGAAUCACAUUUUGAAGUUACAUUGUGCUAGGAACAUAAGUGUGGAAGUUUAAAUAAAAAAAGCAAUAUCACACCAA